Pterocles gutturalis (yellow-throated sandgrouse) is the source of this 552-nucleotide messenger RNA. It is a transcript of the gene TRMT10B, whose product is annotated as tRNA methyltransferase 10 homolog B (S. cerevisiae). The transcript is spliced from 5 exons. Gene Ontology annotation, cellular component: nucleoplasm; nucleus. NCBI's taxonomy places the organism in Eukaryota, Metazoa, Chordata, Aves, Pterocliformes, Pteroclidae. Gene Ontology annotation, molecular function: tRNA binding. The annotation marks the transcript as partial. Gene Ontology annotation, biological process: tRNA N1-guanine methylation. The record is from RefSeq and is a predicted model, not a curated record.
GAAACCAGCCGCCUCGCUUCCCAGAUCAGAAGACUCUACGGGGCAAACAGGCGGGCUGAGAAGCCGUUCUGGCUCUGUCUGACGGGGUUCUGGCUCUGUCUGACGGAGUUCGUGGUGGGCUCGUUGAUCUAUGAGGAGUGUUUCCGCAUGAACGACGGCUUCUCCAAUUAUUUGAUGGAUACAACUCAUGAAAGUUACCUGGACCUUUUUCCUUUAGAUGCAAUUGUUUAUCUCACUCCUGACUCUGAGAAUGUCCUUGAAGAUAUUGAUCCAAAUAAAGUGUACGUCCUUGGAGGCCUGGUGGAUGAAACUAUUCACAAGAAGCUGACUUUGCAGAGAGCUCAAGGGCAGUCCUUGCAAACAGCUCGCCUCCCCAUUCGCGAGUACAUGGUGAAAUCCAUCAACACCAAGAACUACCACUCAGAGACUCUGGCAGUUAACCAAGUCUUUGAUGUUUUAUCAACUUACUAUGAGACCCGAAGCUGGCCAGCAGCCUUGAAAGCUGGAGUUUCUUCUGGAAAAGGCUACGUGCUACCAGAUGCAGUGAAAUAA